AUGGGCCAUCUACGUGUAAAUAUUAUAGUGUUAGUUACAAUUCUAUUAUUGAUAACAUGUAAAGAAAUCACAGCCCAAGAUUGUUCAUUAAUACCGGGAGUUUUGGAGUAUAUACCCAUAAAUGUAAACAUCAAAGACAUCGAUAAUGGUAUCAUUUAUGAAAAUAACGCAAAUGCACAAGUUUCAGAAAUUGGAGAUAUUAUACACAUAGGAAUUAAUAAUAUCUAUUUUACGGGUUCAAUUGCGGAUUCAAAGUUCUCUUUAAGCACAAGCCCUAACUUUAUAGAGUAUGAGGAAUAUGAAACUUCACUUACAGUGGAUCUGUCAGUACAAAUUACGUGCACUAAUGGCAUGACCAAUCAGCAGUUAUUUCGAAUAAAUAUACAAGAUACAAACAACAAUUGGCCUGAAUUUAAACCUACAAACACAUAUGAAUUUACAAUUCCAACACCUAUAUUACCUGGAUACAAUAUUGGACAAUGUGAAUCUAUAAUUGUGAGAGACAUAGAUCUUACAACGACCGGCAUUAUUUUCGAAUUAAGUGGUAGUAAUGACUUUGAAAUUAUAUUCGACGAAGUAUCCUCAACAGAACCAAAAGAAUUUAAGGCUAUUAUAAGAACUACAACAUUUAUUAGUACAUUACCAGAAUCUACAGAACUGACCAUAACGGCAACGGAUGUUGAUGAAACUGGUGAUCCACCUCUGACAUCCACGGCAUCAGUUGUUAUUCGCAGUUAUAAUGAUGUAUCUUGGCCGGAGGAACCAGUAUUUUCCAGAACAUUUUACCUAGGCAAAUAUACUACUGAAAAUGUGAUUAUAUUAGAAGAAGCUAUUUCACUGCAACAAGGUUAUCAUGAAGAAGUGGAAUUCAGUUUACAUGAAGAAUAUGCAGCUUAUUUCGAAAUUAUUAAGAAUAAUAAUGACGUAUCCCUUUCCGUUAUUUCACCAUUACCAAGCGAAAUCUUAACACAGCAACAAAUAUACAUCGUUGUACAAGCUCAUCGGGAAUUUACUAGUGGAGCCACAACUACCUUGAUUGUACAAUUACCUGAAGAAAUUACUUUACAGUUUGAACAAUCCUAUUAUGAAGGUGCCAUCGUAGAUAAUGAGUUAAUAAUUGAGGAUCUCCUUUUGACACAGGGAUACGAAGAACAUUCAGUAUCACUCUCAGUCUCAAAUGAUAAUUUCCAAGCAUCCAUUAAUGCUAAUCGUAUAACGCUGACAAAGACGCCUAAUAGUGCCAUUGAAGGAAAUGCCUUUUUAAACUUGCAAGUAACAGCGUCUACGGAGCGUAGUUCAGCUACAGUCGUCGUGACUUUAGAAAUAGUUAAUGAUGACAAUACAACACCUCUGUUUGGCAAAGCUCUCUACGAAGGAACCUACGAUCCUAGUACACUUGAACUGAUCAUCGAACCAAUAGAACUGGUGCAAGGUUAUGAUGACGCUGUGGAAAUUACACACGACGGAGACCACGCGAACUAUUUUCAAUUACAACGAGAUGGACCAACUUCUAUAUUAACCGUGGAAAGUUUGCCACCAGAAGUUUUCAAUGAACAGAGACAAUUGACGCUUAUAAUAACUGCAACUAAACCUAGAACAAUCGGCGCUACAGCCAUCGUACAAAUCAGAUUACCUCCAGCAAGACUAUUGACAUUUGAAGCCCCUAUAUACAAAGGAACCUAUGAAAAUGGUCUAUUUGAACACGACACCAUUAGAUUAAAUGUUGAUUAUGAUGAUGACGUUACAUUCAGUAUUAAUAGCGAUUUCAACAGUAACUUUGAUGUAACGUAUCAAGAAAACGAAGUAAUAAUACUGUUAUUGGAACCGCUUCCUGAGAGUGUUAUUUCAGAAAAUAAUUUCCUUUCGAUAAUACUAAGCGCCUCUGCUGUUAAUGCUGAAACUACGUCUACAACUUUAUUGAUAGAAAUAAUAAAAGACGACAUUACCACCCCUGUUUUUAAUAACCAUAUUUACCAUGCAACCUUUUCCAAUAACAAUAUUGAUAUUGAGGACAUUUCUUUAUUGCAAGGCUAUGACUCCACAGUAUCAAUAGAUUUGAUUGGCGAACAUUCGCAAUAUUUUAAUUUCGAAACAAUAGAAAACACUGUACGGAUUCAAUUAACAAGUCCAAUUCCGGAAGAUGUGAUUCUUAAUGAGAAAAAAUUGUUUUUCAAUGUUAUAGCUGAAAAACCAAACACAGUUGGUGCAAACGCAGCUAUUAUUGUCAGUUUUCCUGCAGAACUUACUAAUCCCACAAUAAUGAGAUUUUCGCGAAAUGCUUACAUUGGUGCUAUAGAAGAUAAUCAAUUGACUUUAGAAGACAUCAGUCUCAUAUCGGGUUACACAGAAGACACUGAAUUUACAAUAAGUGGAGAUUUGGAAAGUUACUUCAGGCUGUCAAAAAAUGAAUCAAUUGUUACUUUAAUACUGGACGACCUCAUACCUGAAGAAUCAGUGCCUACCAACCGAAUCAUUGAGCUUGAUAUACAUGCUACUACAGGAGAUGCUGUACCUGCAGUAGCAACGAUAAUACUCAAAGUUAUAUCAGAAAACAACGAACUUGUAGAACUCGUUUUCGCAGAAACUUAUUACGUUGGAUCUUACAGCAGAAAUACUAGUAUCGAAUUCGAUAAAUCCAUAUCUUUGUCAGACGGUUAUGACGAAAACGUCAUUUUCGAUAUUGAAGGAGAUGAUUCACAAUAUUUCACCACAGUUCAAGACGGGAAUUCCGUCACGUUGAAUUUGAUUCAACCAAUACCACCUGCGAUUUUGAACAAUAAGAACCAGCUGCUAUUCAUAAUUACUGCUCAGAAACCCGGAAGUACAACUGCACGUUCGACAAUCGUAAUCUCAUUGCUCAAUGAGUUCGAUAACGAGAGCUUGCUCGCAUUCGACCGGAAUAAUUAUGUGGGCUCCAUCGAAAGCGAUACUAUCACCUUAACACCUAUUACACUGAGGGAUGGAUACACCGAACAGGUCCAGUUUACCUUACUUGGAGCACUACAAGAGUACUUCUCGGUUGUGAACUAUGGCCCAACGGUUACGAUAGAACUGGUCGAUGUCAUACCUGAGCAAUUGAUACCUCCCAACCAGAUCAUAAUACUCGAUCUACGCGCUUCUGUAGAUGAUGCCGUGCCAGCAGUGGCAACGAUAGUACUUGAAGUCGUAUCAGACAACGAGUCCACAGUCAGCGAACUCGUCUUCGCGCAAACUUACUACGUCGGAUCUUAUGGCGUCGUCCCUGGUUUUGUAUUCGAAAAUGUCAUAUCUAUAUCGGAAGGCUUCGACGAUAGCGUUGAAUUCGAUCUCGAAGGAGAUGAUUCACAAUAUUUCACCAUAGUUCAAGACGGGAAUUCCGUCACGUUGGAUUUGAUUCAUCCAAUACCACCUGCGAUUUUGAACAAUAACAACCAGCUGCUAUUCAUAAUUACUGCUCAGAAAUCCGGAAGUACAACUGCACGGUCGACAAUCGUAAUCUCAUUGCUCAAUGAGUUCGAUAACGAGAGCUUGCUCGCAUUCGACCGGAAUAAUUAUGUGGGCUCCAUCGAAAGCGAUACUAUCACCUUAAUACCUAUUACACUGAGGGAUGGAUACACCGAACAGGUCCAGUUUACCUUACUUGGAGCACUACAAGAGCACUUCUCGGUUGUGAACGAUGGCCCAACGGUUACGAUAGAACUGGUCGAUGUCAUACCUGAGCAAUUGAUACCUCCCAACCAGAUCAUAAUACUCGAUCUACGCGCUUCUGUAGAUGAUGCCGUGCCAGCAGUGGCAACGAUAGUACUUGAAGUCGUAUCAGACAACGAGUCCACAGUCAGCGAACUCGUCUUCGCGCAAACUUACUACGUCGGAUCUUAUGGCGUCGUCCCUGGUUUUGUAUUCGAAAAUGUCAUAUCUAUAUCGGAAGGCUUCGACGAUAGCGUUAAAUUCGAUCUCGAAGGAGAUGAUUCACAAUAUUUCACCAUAGUUCAAGACGGGAAUUCCGUCACGUUGGAUUUGAUUCAUCCAAUACCACCUGCGAUUUUGAACAAUAACAACCAGCUGCUAUUCAUAAUUACUGCUCAGAAAUCCGGAAGUACAACUGCACGGUCGACAAUCGUAAUCUCAUUGCUCAAUGAGUUCGAUAACGAGAGCUUGCUCGCAUUCGACCGGAAUAAUUAUGUGGGCUCCAUCGAAAGCGAUUCUAUCACCUUAAUACCUAUUACACUGAGGGAUGGAUACACCGAACAGGUCCAGUUUACCUUACUUGGAGCACUACAAGAGCACUUCUCGGUUGUGAACGAUGGCCCAACGGUUACGAUAGAACUGGUCGAUGUCAUACCUGAGCAAUUGAUACCUCCCAACCAGAUCAUAAUACUCGAUCUACGCGCUUCUGUAGAUGAUGCCGUGCCAGCAGUGGCAACGAUAGUACUUGAAGUCGUAUCAGACAACGAGUCCACAGUCAGCGAACUCGUCUUCGCGCAAACUUACUACGUCGGAUCUUAUGGCGUCGUCCCUGGUUUUGUAUUCGAAAAUGUCAUAUCUAUAUCGGAAGGCUUCGACGAUAGCGUUGAAUUCGAUCUCGAAGGAGAUGAUUCACAAUAUUUCACCAUAGUUCAAGACGGGAAUUCCGUCACGUUGGAUUUGAUUCAUCCAAUACCACCUGCGAUUUUGAACAAUAACAACCAGCUGCUAUUCAUAAUUACUGCUCAGAAAUCCGGAAGUACAACUGCACGGUCGACAAUCGUAAUCUCAUUGCUCAAUGAGUUCGAUAACGAGAGCUUGCUCGCAUUCGACCGGAAUAAUUAUGUGGGCUCCAUCGAAAGCGAUACUAUCACCUUAAUACCUAUUACACUGAGGGAUGGAUACACCGAACAGGUCCAGUUUACCUUACUUGGAGCACUACAAGAGCACUUCUCGGUUGUGAACGAUGGCCCAACGGUUACGAUAGAACUGGUCGAUGUCAUACCUGAGCAAUUGAUACCUCCCAACCAGAUCAUAAUACUCGAUCUACGCGCUUCUGUAGAUGAUGCCGUGCCAGCAGUGGCAACGAUAGUACUUGAAGUCGUAUCAGACAACGAGUCCACAGUCAGCGAACUCGUCUUCGCGCAAACUUACUACGUCGGAUCUUAUGGCGUCGUCCCUGGUUUUGUAUUCGAAAAUGUCAUAUCUAUAUCGGAAGGCUUCGACGAUAGCGUUAAAUUCGAUCUCGAAGGAGAUGAUUCACAAUAUUUCACCAUAGUUCAAGACGGGAAUUCCGUCACGUUGGAUUUGAUUCAUCCAAUACCACCUGCGAUUUUGAACAAUAACAACCAGCUGCUAUUCAUAAUUACUGCUCAGAAAUCCGGAAGUACAACUGCACGGUCGACAAUCGUAAUCUCAUUGCUCAAUGAGUUCGAUAACGAGAGCUUGCUCGCAUUCGACCGGAAUAAUUAUGUGGGCUCCAUCGAAAGCGAUACUAUCACCUUAAUACCUAUUACACUGAGGGAUGGAUACACCGAACAGGUCCAGUUUACCUUACUUGGAGCACUACAAGAGCACUUCUCGGUUGUGAACGAUGGCCCAACGGUUACGAUAGAACUGGUCGAUGUCAUACCUGAGCAAUUGAUACCUCCCAACCAGAUCAUAAUACUCGAUCUACGCGCUUCUGUAGAUGAUGCCGUGCCAGCAGUGGCAACGAUAGUACUUGAAGUCGUAUCAGACAACGAGUCCACAGUCAGCGAACUCGUCUUCACGCAAACUUACUACGUCGGAUCUUAUGGCGUCGUCCCUGGUUUUGUAUUCGAAAAUGUCAUAUCUAUAUCGGAAGGCUUCGACGAUAGCGUUGAAUUCGAUCUCGAAGGAGAUGAUUCACAAUAUUUCACCAUAGUUCAAGACGGGAAUUCCGUCACGUUGGAUUUGAUUCAUCCAAUACCACCUGCGAUUUUGAACAAUAACAACCAGCUGCUAUUCAUAAUUACUGCUCAGAAAUCCGGAAGUACAACUGCACGGUCGACAAUCGUAAUCUCAUUGCUCAAUGAGUUCGAUAACGAGAGCUUGCUCGCAUUCGACCGGAAUAAUUAUGUGGGCUCCAUCGAAAGCGAUACUAUCACCUUAAUACCUAUUACACUGAGGGAUGGAUACACCGAACAGGUCCAGUUUACCUUACUUGGAGCACUACAAGAGCACUUCUCGGUUGUGAACGAUGGCCCAACGGUUACGAUAGAACUGGUCGAUGUCAUACCUGAGCAAUUGAUACCUCCCAACCAGAUCAUAAUACUCGAUCUACGCGCUUCUGUAGAUGAUGCCGUGCCAGCAGUGGCAACGAUAGUACUUGAAGUCGUAUCAGACAACGAGUCCACAGUCAGCGAACUCGUCUUCGCGCAAACUUACUACGUCGGAUCUUAUGGCGUCGUCCCUGGUUUUGUAUUCGAAAAUGUCAUAUCUAUAUCGGAAGGCUUCGACGAUAGCGUUAAAUUCGAUCUCGAAGGAGAUGAUUCACAAUAUUUCACCAUAGUUCAAGACGGGAAUUCCGUCACGUUGGAUUUGAUUCAUUCAAUACCACCUGCGAUUUUGGACAAUAACAACCAGCUGCUAUUCAUAAUUACUGCUCAGAAAUCCGGAAGUACAACUGCACGGUCGACAAUCGUAAUCUCAUUGCUCAAUGAGUUCGAUAACGAGAGCUUGCUCGCAUUCGACCGGAAUAAUUAUGUGGGCUCCAUCGAAAGCGAUACUAUCACCUUAAUACCUGUUACACUGAGGGAUGGAUACACCGAACAGGUCCAGUUUACCUUACUUGGAGCACUACAAGAGCACUUCUCGGUUGUGAACGAUGGCCCAACGGUUACGAUAGAACUGGUCGAUGUCAUACCUGAGCAAUUGAUACCUCCCAACCAGAUCAUAAUACUCGAUCUACGCGCUUCUGUAGAUGAUGCCGUGCCAGCAGUGGCAACGAUAGUACUUGAAGUCGUAUCAGACAACGAGUCCACAGUCAGCGAACUCGUCUUCGCGCAAACUUACUACGUCGGAUCUUAUGGCGUCGUCCCUGGUUUUGUAUUCGAAAAUGUCAUAUCUAUAUCGGAAGGCUUCGACGAUAGCGUUGAAUUCGAUCUCGAAGGAGAUGAUUCACAAUAUUUCACCAUAGUUCAAGACGGGAAUUCCGUCACGUUGAAUUUGAUUCAACCAAUACCACCUGCGAUUUUGAACAAUAACAACCAGCUGCUAUUCAUAAUUACUGCUCAGAAACCCGGAAGUACAACUGCACGUUCGACAAUCGUAAUCUCAUUGCUCAAUGAUUCCGAUGAUGAUGCAUCUUUCAGUAACAUUGUUUUUGAAGGAGUUUUACACGGGCCUAACGUUCAUCAUGAUACCAUUACAUUAUCGGGUUACAGUGGCACGAACGUCGAAAUAAUUGGAGUGUAUUCAUCAAUAUUCGUGGCCGAGUUAUCAAAUGGUGUGGUGUCAAUACAAACUGUGAGUUCUGCGAUAAUACCUACUAAUGUUGUCUACAUACCAUUAGAAUUGCGAGCUGGUAGCGCUGGUGCUGUACUCAUACUUGAAGUUCAAGAAGAAACGCAUGUACCACCUUCUGUGACAUUUACUUCUACCUCGUAUGAGAUACGAGUAGACAUUUCUCAAAGUGGAUUCAUUGGAAGUGUGGACGCUACCGCCGACAAUGGAGAAGAUAUUAAAUAUUCGCUUCAAGACCUUAACGAACACCUCCAAACACGUCUUUCGAUAAACAACAAUGGAGAAUUGUACUUAUCUUCACAGGCCGACAGUGGAGUUUACAGGUUCCAAGUGAUCGCCACUACUGUCUUCACACAAGCUACCGGCGCCGCCUCGGUAUAUUUUACUGUAGAUUCAGUUAUAGUAUGCGGGGAUGACAAAGCAGUAUAUCCUCUUAUUGUCAUAGAUAGAGAUGAAGAACAAGAACAUAAAAACUUGGUUGUGCUCAAUACCACGGAGCAUUCUGUUUGCAAAUACAGACUUACAAAUCGUUGGCCUGUCGAUCAAAACUGGUUAUAUGUUGACGAAACCGGCCUGCAUACACGAGCCAUCGAUAGAGAACAUGAGUCUAUUGCUUUCAUGACCCUGUCACAAGUUCAAGUUGAACUAGUAUUAGAAUGCGAAGGCGAUACACCCCGUGUCAAAAGAUCUUUAGAUUUUGAAUCGAAAUCUAAAUCUUUGAAUCCUGACGAUUACGGUACCUGGGUAUUGACAAACACAAUAUCAUACAAUUCAAGGCGAAGCUUUGUGAACUUGAUAGUAAAUGAUAUUAAUGACAAUAGUCCAAAUUUUAUUGGAAAAGAAAAUGAACCUAUCGUUGUUGGUUUCCCCAUACCUGAACUCGAAGAAAUUGUUCUACCGCGUGCGUUAGCUGAACUUGAGGCGACGGAUGCAGACAUAGGUGAUAAUGCAGCACUGAUGUACUGGAGUUCGGCGCCUGAGUUGGCGGUGUCACCGUGGAGCGGCGUCGUGCAUGUAGCAAAACCACUGGAUACUGACCUCAUACUGACAGUCAACGCUACUGACCAACAUGGGCUGGGACUUACUGGCUCUUUACAGCUUAUUGUAAAACUGCUAGAUGUGGACAAUAUAGCUAUAAUUAAUGUCAAAAAUGCAUUUUUGGAGGACGAGCGAUACAUCUUGAGUAAUUUAACUAGUGCACUUGGUUACGAUGUCAAAGUUUUAAGGUCUAGUGUUGUGUAUAAUGAUUCACAAGACGAGAAUAACGAAGAAGAACUAAGAAUGAAACGAGAAAUUGCCGAUACGGGGAUAUCACUGCAACUAUAUAUUUAUGGAGUAAUACAACACGAACCAAUUUCAGUAGAUCGUCUUACUGAAGAUAUAGGAAAUAGCGCAAUAACUGCCAUCACUAUAACGGAUACCAUACGUCUGGAAGAUUAUCUGGAAGGUCGCGAGACAUGCACCGCUCCAACACGUGAUGUGGGCUUGCUAGUCGCUACAAUUGUUCUCAGUUCAUUACUCUUCAUACUAAUUGUAGCCAUUGCUGUAUGGUUCUUCCUAAAAUGGAGGAAAGACCGAAAUUAUAAACAAUUUGACGAUGAAGAUAGUAUAGUAUCACGCAAUGAUUCUCUCAGUCAGUUACCUAAACCAGAAAGUCGACCACAACCUAGAAUAAAUUUAGAAGAUCUAAAGAGAAGCGAAAGGAGACUUCAAGAAAUGAUUGAUGCUCCUCCUUUUGUAGAACUACAUGUAGAGCCUAAGCAAAGUUCUGCUAGUGUGCAAAAUAAUGAUGUUCCUGUGGAUACUAUUAUCGAUAUGCCUUUACCAGAUCCUGUAUCCGCCAUUGUAGUUCAAGACAAACUAAAAGAUGCAGAUGUCGAUAUUUCUGAUGAAGAUGAAUUUGGUGAAACGAAAAUACAAGGAAAAAAGUCUAUGGUAACAUUUAAUGAGAAUGUCCAAAAGAUUAUACAUGUUGAUGACAUACCAGAAAAUAAUUUAAAUGAAAACGUCGAGGCCAGAGUGACACGUCGAACAGAAACACUUAUUCAAGAAUACCGUGACAUUUUCACUGAAGAGGAGUAUAACAGUCUUUAUAGGGCCAAACAUAUACACCCAAAAAAAUUAUAUGGCUUACCCAAAAUACACAAAAAGAACGCCCCUCUUCGACCAAUAGUUAGUCAGAUCAAUUCACCAACUUAUGAUCUGGCUAAACAUGUUGCGAAGAUCCUGCAGCCACUAGUGGUGAAUGAGUGCAUGGAGGUGGUCAAGGAUAGGCUAUUGGAGAAAGACCUGCCGUCACAGUAUAGUGUAUUUCUGAAACAUUGCUUAGAUGCAGGCUAUUUUCUGUACCAAGGUGAAUACUACCUUCAAAUAGAUGGCAUUGCAAUGGGGAGCCCAGUGGUACCAUUAGUACUAAUAUUUGGAUGGAGCACAUUGAAACAAAGAUUCUUGCUCUCAGACCAUUAG
Messenger RNA from Achroia grisella, 9894 nucleotides. RefSeq lists its product as uncharacterized. Gene Ontology annotation, cellular component: plasma membrane. The record is from RefSeq and is a predicted model, not a curated record. The transcript has 47 exons. Gene Ontology annotation, biological process: homophilic cell-cell adhesion. Lineage: Eukaryota; Metazoa; Arthropoda; Insecta; Lepidoptera; Pyralidae. Bases 1 to 9894 code for a protein of 3297 amino acids. Gene Ontology annotation, molecular function: calcium ion binding.